Messenger RNA from Anisakis simplex (herring worm), 1956 nucleotides. The record is from the annotation of a GenBank genome assembly. Lineage: Eukaryota; Metazoa; Nematoda; Chromadorea; Rhabditida; Anisakidae.
AUGAUGGGUGUUCUGGAUUCUACUGCAAGCGCGUCUACACCUGAAACCGCAUCUGCAGUUUAUGUUGGUGAGCAUCUAAAGGCUACAGUGGAAUGCUCAGAUGAGGCACUGCGUAAAUUCAAGUGUUCCGAAUGUCCGAAAGCAUUCAAAUUCAAGCAUCAUCUCAAAGAGCACAUCCGCAUUCAUUCGGGUGAAAAACCCUUCCAGGUUGGUCUUUUGUUAUGUCCGCAUUGUCAAAAGCGAUUUUCACAUUCUGGAUCGUAUUCAUCUCAUAUGAGCAGUAAGAAGUGUACGGCAGCCGCUCAAGCAGCAUCGUCGAACCUGGCGACGGCCUUCAGCGAUCAGCUGACACUUUACCGAGCUCUGAUACAACAACUACAAACCGCACAAACGUUUGCAUCGUAUUCCAAUCUGAAUCCGUAUACUGCGUUCAUACAACAACAACUUUUGCAGGUAUCUAAUGUGUCGUCACCAAAUCUGUCAUCGCCAUCGCUCCUUCCCAGUUAUUGGACGUCUCAUCUAAUGGAUCUGAGCGGUGAUGGAGGAUUGUUGAGUGAUACAAAAUCGGAUGUGAAAAGUAUUGGUGGAGCAGUUGAAUCGAAACUGAAGGUCAAAGAAGAAAACACUCAUAUUGAUCAACAUCGGAGUGAUGCGAUGACAAACAAGACGACCCCAACUACGCCAGAUGGGAUUGGCUCUGAGAUGGCAUGCUCAAAAGAUGAUCUCGACAUGUCGAUUGGCUCGAACGAGAUGGAUUGCAGCUCAGGGAUCGAUGAUGCAUCAAAAUUAACCAAUACCAUUUACAGUAAUCGUAACAGUGCUAAUAGCCAUCGUAGUAAUAACAACAAUGAAACAUGGCGACCACUAAGGUCAAGAUCUUUCCUGACGGAUGCUCAAGUUGGUAUUUUGCUGACACAUUUCAAACGUAAUCCUUUCCCGUCCAAAUACGAACUUUCGGCUGUUGCUGAACAAAUCGGUGUCAAUAAACGUGUCGUACAGGUGUGGUUCCAAAAUACGCGAGCCAAAGAACGACGGAGUAAUCGUUUGGGAACAGCGAAUGAUCGUUACGGACGUUCCGGAUGGGGUUUGACGGCGCAGUCGCGGACUGCAAUUAGUAACAAUAAUGUCAACGAUUCCAUGCAAUUGAUGGCAACCGCAUGGGCACAACAUUGCUCAUCGAUCGUUGGUUCAGCUAAGGAUGAACGCAAGGGAAAUGUUGUUGAAACGUUGCCGAAAGAGGAACCAUUAGAUGGAACUUGUGCAGAUUCACCGUUGGAUUUAUCCGUGAAAGAUUCCGUAACGCCACGAUCCGAUGUUCUAUCGCCAGCUUCAGCUAGUCAUUGUUCAGCUCAGGAUGAUCCGGAACCACCGUGGUCAGCCGCAAACCUUAUAGUCUUUCAUCGUAUGGUGUGUCAGCUAAUUUCAGGGUUCGUUCAGAAAGGCAGUGAAAGUAUCCGUGAAGCGCUUUUACAAGCUGCAAAGGGGCGUCCGGUGACGCCAGCUGGCGAUUCGACCUCGCAUUCAGAAGGUGGUGGCGAUACAGCUUCUGAAGCUGGUACCACAGCUGACAGUCCGAUAACGUCAUCCUCUUCUGGAAUUUGGCCCAGUAACAUCUAUCUAUCGCAAUAUUCUAUGCUUGGUACGAAUGGUUUGGCUGGACUUCAAAAAGUUCUUGAGCAAGGAGAUGAUAUCGACGAGAAUGCAUCGGAUAUAUCGAGCAGUGAGAAACGUGAACGUCAAAGCUGGAAACUGCAUCGUACCGAAGAAGAAGGUCUCUAUGCAUGCGAUCAGUGCGACAAAAUGUUCGGCAAACAAAGCUCGCUCGCAAGGCACAAAUAUGAACAUUCUGGCCAACGACCGUAUAAAUGUGAUGUUUGCGAUAAGGCUUUCAAGCAUAAACACCAUUUAACCGAGCAUAAACGUUUACAUUCUGGUGAAAAACCAUUCCAGGUUUGA